GUUGUCAACCCGGUUUAGCCUGUUGGUCCGGUCGAGCUAGUGGGUCAAGAGUUAAUGGGUCACCCGUUUUGGCCCGAGUUAGCCUGGUUUAGCCCGAAAAUAUGAAAAGAGUCAUUAUAUUGUACUUAUCCUGAAUGUGACAUAGAAAAAACGCAAAACUUCUUAAACUCCAACAUAGUUAAAUAGUAUCAACUUAAAUUCAACAUAGUAAAAAUUCAACAACACUUAAAUCCAUCACAUAACAUCAACUUCUUCCUAACAUCUAAAACAUCAAACAAUUGGAACCAAAUUCAUCUAAAACAUCACAAUUCGUGUUUGUUCCCAUUUAUUGGAACCAAGUCCCAAAUCCAACGAACCCUUACCGAAUAUCAAAUGAGUUUGAACGCCAGACCAAGGGAGGAAACGUCGAUCAGCAAGGAGAAGGCUAGAAGGCCGAGCUGCCAAUUGAAGAUGGAAGGCCGAGUUGAUAGAGGAAGCUCGAGCGAUCGACUAUCCAGGCAGGGGCGACCGAGCUCGAGGCGGGAGAGACUGAGCGAUGGAGGCAGAGGGAGAUGGCGGCCGAGCAGUGAAGGCCAAAGGGAGAAGACUCUCUCCGGCAACCUGGAGCGUGCCGCCAAUGAAGGAAGAACACCUUGGCCUAGCGAUGGAGAUCGAGCGGCUGCGGAGCGGGAGACAGAGUUGCGGGAAAUGGAAGGAUGAGUCGAGAUGACGAUAGAGGUAGGGUUUUCGUUUUCCAUACCCUGCUAUGCUUCUCGCCUUCUCCUAACAGAAAACGACGCCGCACAGCCAAAAACGACGCCUCAGGAGAAGCGACCUGCUCUAACAGGCUAACCGCCCGGGUUUUACCGGGGUUGACCGUAUUUCGUUGGGUUUGACUAGUUCCAUCUGAUAGUCAUAAGGGUUACUAUGGCCUAUUUUUUAGGGUGGGUCCGGAUCGACCCGCAGGUUGACCACCUUGCAUUUAAGUAAAUAUAGGAAGGAAUA
Linum trigynum is the source of this 984-nucleotide messenger RNA. Lineage: Eukaryota; Viridiplantae; Streptophyta; Magnoliopsida; Malpighiales; Linaceae. The record is from the annotation of a GenBank genome assembly.